Messenger RNA from Carya illinoinensis, 1491 nucleotides. Its product is annotated as disease resistance protein RLM3-like. NCBI's taxonomy places the organism in Eukaryota, Viridiplantae, Streptophyta, Magnoliopsida, Fagales, Juglandaceae. Bases 510 to 1259 code for a protein of 249 amino acids. The transcript is spliced from 4 exons. Gene Ontology annotation, biological process: signal transduction. The record is from RefSeq and is a predicted model, not a curated record.
CCCUAACCCUAUAUUCAUCGUUAAUAUCUCUUCAUUCCCUCUCUUCUCUCCGCGUCUUCCUCCCUCUCAUACUCUCUCUCUCACGGACCCCCUGUGCACAGCCACUCGAUCUGCCGUCGUGAGCCACCAUCGUCGCCUCCAGCCACCGCCAAUCAGAACCUCGCCGCUGCCACCACCUCCUUCCUCUCGUCCACACGCCGACGCAGCCCCCUCUUCCUCCCUCGCAAGCUCUCUGUCUCACGGAUCCUGUGUGCACAUCCACCACAUCUGCCGCCGUGAGCCACCAUCGUCGCGUCCAGCCACGACCUCGCACACCACGAGCAUCCACCGAGCCCUUCCUCCUCCCCCAGCCCGAAGCUCCUCCCUCUUCCCUCGCACGGACGCCCUCUCUCUCUACAGAAUUUACCCACCUCGCGGCUCAGAUUCGCUUUUUUAGUAAAGUCGAUUGCUGUGGCUCCAACUUCGAAGGUUGACAAGAAGUAGUCGCCGACAACAGGACUUCUAAUUCCAUGGCCUGUCAAUUAGGAGCUUCUUCCUCUUCUUCACCGACUUCAUCUCCUCCCAUCCGUUCAUGUAAUCAUGAGGUAUUCUUGAGCUUUAGAGGUGAAGAUGUACGCCAUAACUUUAUUUCCCAUCUAUACAAAGCGUUGGUUGAAAGGGGAAUUAAUGCUUACAUUGACAACAAUCUUGAAAGGGGAGAGGAGAUUUCAUCGGAACUUUUCAAAGCUAUUGAAGGGUCUAUGAUUUCUAUUAUCGUACUCUCUAAAAAUUAUGCAGAAUCUAAAUGGUGUUUAGAUGAACUAUUGAAGAUUCUUGACUGCGAGGAAACAAAAAAACAAAUUGUUCUACCAAUUUUUUUUCAAGUAGAGCCAUGGGAAGUAGAGCAUCAAAAAGGGAAUUUUGGAAAAUCCUUUGAUAAACUUGGAGGUGAGCUCAAGGAUAACGCAAAGAUGGUGAAAUGGAAGAAAGCUUUGGUAAAAGUAGCCGGGUUUUCUGGUUUACAAUUAGCGAAAUGCCGGGACGAAUCUGAAUGUAUCGAGAAGAUUGUUCAAGAAGUCUCAAGCAAACUACCAAAUCGUACAAUGCUUGAAUGUAUCGAGAAGAUUGUUCAAGAAGUCUCAAGCAAACUACCAAAUCGUACAAUGCUAGCAUGUCGCAAAUUAUCCGGUUGGAUUGGAGUCCCGUGGAGAAGGAUUGUUCAAGAAGGAUUGGAGUCCCGUGGAGUCUCGUGGAGAAGAUUCUUUUUUUUUUUUUUUUGAAUUUUUUUUGAUUGUAGAAAUGGUCCCAGAUCAAACUAUUAGCUUUUAACUUUGAGCUUUAUUAAUUCUGAUGUGACAGUGUUGUUGGAUUGUGAGACAGCGUGUUAUUGGUGGGCCUCUUCUCGAUCGAGGCCAUCAUUCUUCUCUUUAAUUUUUUUAAUAAAAAGUUCUAUUUAACGUGGUAAAUCAUAUUAUAAAUCAAAUCUAGUGAAAUAUUAUUAUUUAUUUUAAA